AUGAGGUCGAGGUUCUUUGUACGGAGGUGGUGCCAAGAUGUUGUUAUCGCUAGGUGGAAUCAAGCCCUGCACGGCAAUUCAGUGUGCGGCACAGCCCUGAGGCAAGUUGUUCCGACAGUAAAAGAGAACAAAAGAAGACCAUCAGUUCCUCGAAGGCCGAAUAAUAAUACCGCUCGUGACGGAGAUUUGGGGGUUUCGCAGCUCGCACAAUCACACGCACCAGAAGCUUCGCACAUUAGCCUCAAUUCCAACACACAGAAAUACUAG
Molecule: messenger RNA, 267 nt
Organism: Aspergillus niger
Lineage: Eukaryota; Fungi; Ascomycota; Eurotiomycetes; Eurotiales; Aspergillaceae
Exons: 2
Coding region: 1-267 (88 amino acids)
Source: RefSeq, a predicted model, not a curated record